Molecule: messenger RNA, 849 nt
Organism: Schistocerca cancellata (South American locust)
Lineage: Eukaryota; Metazoa; Arthropoda; Insecta; Orthoptera; Acrididae
Product: runt-related transcription factor 1-like
Exons: 5
Coding region: 1-849 (282 amino acids)
Biological process (GO): regulation of DNA-templated transcription
Cellular component (GO): nucleus
Molecular function (GO): ATP binding; RNA polymerase II cis-regulatory region sequence-specific DNA binding; DNA-binding transcription factor activity, RNA polymerase II-specific
Source: RefSeq, a predicted model, not a curated record
AUGCACCUGUCGUCCGACAUGAGCGGCGCCAACGUCGACGGAGGCGGCGGGGGCGGCGGCGCGUUCGGGGGCCUGACGGCGGACGUGUUGGCCGAGCGGACGCUGGACGGGCUGCUGGCCGAGCACCCGGGGGAACUGGUGCGCACGGGGAGCCCGCACCUGGUGUGCACCGUGCUGCCGCCGCACUGGCGCUCCAACAAGACGCUGCCCGUCGCCUUCAAGGUGGUGGCGCUCGGCGACGUGCUGGACGGCACCCUGGUGACGGUGCGCGCCGGCAACGACGAGAACUACUGCGCCGAGCUGCGCAACUGCACCGCCGUCAUGAAGAACCAGGUGGCCAAGUUCAACGACCUGCGCUUCGUCGGCCGCAGCGGCAGGGGGAAGAGCUUCACGUUGACGAUCAUCGUUGGCUCGUCGCCGCCGCAGAUGGCGACGUACAGCAAGGCCAUCAAGGUGACGGUGGACGGACCGCGGGAGCCCCGCUCCAAGACGCGCCACCAGCAGUUCCACCCAUUCCACUUCGGACCCCGGCCAUUCCACUUCGGCAGCCCGCUGGACGGGCAAAGGGUGCACGACCCGCUCGUCGGGUCUCUGCCCUUCAAGCUGUCGGGCCUGGCGCACCAUCUGGGCAUGGAGACGGGGCCGUGGGCGCUGGGCCGGGGUCCCGCCUACCCGCACCCCUACCUGGGGGCGCCGUGCGCCGCGCCGCCGCCCGGCCUCCACCCGCCGCACUUCCCGCACGUGCUGGCACUCACCGCCCCCGACCAUCUCUCGCCCUCGCGGCUCGCCGCAGGUAAGCACCACAUCUCACUAGAGAUGUCUACUGGCUGUUCUGACUAUUGUAACUAA